Messenger RNA from Lycium barbarum (goji berry), 3866 nucleotides. RefSeq lists its product as uncharacterized. The coding region runs from base 192 to 3602 and encodes 1136 amino acids. Lineage: Eukaryota; Viridiplantae; Streptophyta; Magnoliopsida; Solanales; Solanaceae. Gene Ontology annotation, biological process: protein transport. The transcript has 7 exons. The record is from RefSeq and is a predicted model, not a curated record.
AAUUUCAUAGCUCGUUUUAAUAAAAGUCAGCUAGUCUUCUCUUCUUUAACCGAAUGAGAUCCUUCCUUGAAACUACCCCCCUUCUAUUUCCUUGUUAUAUUCUUUAAUAAAAUUAAGCUUUUCCAUCGCCCAAAUACCCUAAUUUCCAUCUAUUCAUUCAAUCCCACACUGGCAAAACAGAGAUAAAAACAAUGAAGAAAUCGAGUUUCUUAAGAAGUUCAAAAGAGAUGCUUACCAAGAGCUUCAAUUCCACCAAAUGUAAGAUGUCGUUAAAGUUAGCGUCUUCAAGGUUGAAGUUGUUGAAGAACAAGAAGGAAGCGCAAGUGAAGCAGAUGAAAAGAGAACUGGCUCAGUUGCUCGAUUCUGGUCAGGACCGGACAGCAAGAAUUCGCGUGGAGCAUGUAGUUCGGGAGGAAAAGAUGAUGGCAGCAUAUGAUCUUAUCGAGAUUUACUGUGAACUGAUCGUGGCACGCUUGCCUAUUAUUGAGUCACAAAAAACUUGCCCCAUUGACUUGAAGGAAGCAAUUACAAGUGUAGUUUUUGCGUCACCAAGGUGCGGAGACAUACCAGAACUUGCAGAUGUGCGGAAGCAUCUUACCGCAAAAUAUGGAAAAGAAUUUAUAAGUGCAGCAGUUGAGCUCCGUCCCAAUUGUGGAGUUAGCCGCAUGUUGGUUGAGAAGUUAUCUGCCAAGGCACCUGAUGGGCAGGCCAAAAUGAAAAUCUUGGGGGCAAUUGCUGAGGAACAUGGUGUUAAAUGGGAUCCUACAUCAGUAGAAGAGGCGGAGUCAGUGCCUCCAAAUGACUUGCUGAAUGGAUCUGGUAGUUUAGAGAAGGCCGGAGACCCUCCUCAUUUCGAAGCUUCAGAUGUGGGAACUCCACAUGAUCAUGGUAAAAGGCCUAAUGCAUCUUCAAAUUUCCCAGAGCAGAAUGCAAGAUCCUCACUGGGAACCCAAAGCUUUGUCUCUGCACAUGGUGGUGGUAGUGGCGUAACACCAUCUUCUAACUAUCAUCAUAGAGUUAGUCCUUCAGGGUCUAGGGAUGAAAGGUCGGAAGCUGGGCAAUCAUUUCCUGGAGAUGGUAAUUUUUCAGCUGGCAGGCAGAAUUGGAAUAUGGAAUUUAAGGAUGCUACCUCUGCUGCUCAAGCAGCUGCUGAGUCUGCAGAACGUGCAAGCCUAGCUGCCAGAGCUGCUGCAGAACUUUCAAGGGUUACAAGGCAAUAUUCCUCAGAAUCUCAGAGGUCUGAAGUACAGUCUUCAGGAGGCGGAGGACCAGGAAUGUAUGACACAAGUAUCCAUGAACAUUUUCCCAAAGAUUCAGCAACCAGCUCUUUACCUGAUAGAAAUCCAAGACUUCAGAAUGAAAGGAUUGAUAUUUUGCCACAUGAAAAUCUGGCUAGAGAGACGAGACAAUUUCACGAUGAUAAUCAUGGUACUUUAGGAGGUGCAGGAUCAGGAAACCAUGGUACUUCAAGCAUCCAUGAACAUUUUCCUAAAGAUUCAGUUAUCAGCCCUUCACCUGAUAGAACUUCAAGGUUUCAGCAUGAAAGGACGGAUGGUUUGCAACAUGAUAAUCUAGCUAGAGCAACAAGACAUCAUAAUGGUAGUCAUGGUACUUCGAAUAGGCCUGGUUCACAAGUCUCCGUAGGUGCCACAGGUUCAAUUAAUAAUGAUAAUCCAUUUGCUAGCCCUGGAGAAGGUGAUAAGAAUAUGCAGAAAAGGUUAUCAAAAGAGGACAGUAGAGAGAAAAUGAUAAUGAGGAAAUCAUCGGGGAGAACUGAAUCUGAAUCCACAAAUAGCUUUAAGAAUGAGUCAAUUGAGGACUUCAAUUAUUUUGGAGAAGAAGCUACUACUACAGAAGAUCCCAAAAACAAUUCUUCAGAUUCUUAUUUAAGCACUUCAGGUUUUGGUGAAAAUAUUCAUCAUUCUAGCCACCAAACUUAUGGAUAUGAUUACCAAGGUCACGUUCCUAGUGAAACUGUUAAUAAGAGUUCUCAUGAUUCUGCCUCUGUUGCUUUUGAUGAUUCUGGCUCAGAAGAUGACGUACAUAUUAAGUUCGACUCAGAUCCUAUAUAUGAUGACCAGCAGGCCAAACUGUAUUUUCCUUCACCAGAAAGGAAAUCACCUACUUACAACUCUGCCAUUAAAAAUUCGUGGAGCUUUGACUCUGACAAAUCACCGGAGAAGUCUCCUUUGUCAUCAGAAGUCUUCGUGGAAAGGCACUCACCUCGAUUAUAUGAAAGCUUGGCUGCCUCUGGUGACAAUUCACGACCUAAAAAUGUUGUGCCAACCUUUGACGAUUCUGAUGGUACGAAUUCCGAAAGUGACGUCGAGAUGGUCCGACCCCCGAUUGGGAAGUCAAAAGAUAUUCCGAAUGUUUCCUAUGAACAUGCAGGGUAUCAUGACUCACCAAGAUCCUCCUAUACGGAAAAUGUUUCAGGAAGUGAUGGGAAGAAAUGGUCACACUCCUUAUCUGACAAAACGGUGUCCAAUUAUGUGCAAAGACAUGGUAAAACUGAUAAAAGUGAUUCAAUUAGUUUCAGUUCAGAAGAUGAGGCUGAGCAUACAAAACCCCGAGAUGGAAAGGACACCUCCAGUGCACCAGCUUUGCCCGGGACACAGACAGAUGAUAGUAGUUUAGCUUCUUCAGCUUCUGGGUUCGAAAAGGAGUUCACAUUUGGGAAGUUAACUGGUGGCCUUAAGCAUAAAGGUCACAUCCCUCCACCUUACUUAAGGAGCCAGUUAAAUAAUAUUUCAACUUCAGUCGAGAGAGCUAAGGAAAGUCCUGUGGUGAGGCCACAAGCUGUUGCUCCCCUUAAGAGUUCUGUUGUUUUGGAUGACACUCAUUCUACUUCAGAUACUGACAGUUCUGAUGAGGAAUUUUCACAAGAGGCUUCAAAUUACAGUCGAAGAACUUAUGCACAAAAAACAGGCAGCGAAUUUAAUACAAAUUAUGCGGGCUUACGAGGUUCACCUACUUAUUUUGAUUCUGAUAGCAGUGAUUCCGAUGCUGGUCCUAAGAAACAAUCUCUUGCUGGUAGAAGUCAAUUGGGUAGCGGAUUCUCUCGUAGAACUAAAGCUUCUUCCUCCCGCUUAGAUACAAACUCUUCCCCUAAGUUUAAAAUCAGCUCUGAGGCAGCUGUUAAUUCUGGCUCUGGUGUAGACAGAAAACCCACCAGGCGCUCCUUCGGUGCUAAAACUCAAGAACCUCCGAAACCUGUCAUGAAUUCUUUUGCUGCUGAUACACAAGAACCACAGAGACAGACCAGGAACUUUUACAGCAGUGAGUCACAUGAAUCCCCAUCAGAUAAAAGGAUGAGUUCAGAGCAGCCCAGUGCUGGACCCGCAGUUUCAAGGCAUAUUGCACAGCCCAAGAUCACAUCAGAUGAGGGAAGACGGAAAUCAACAAGGAUGGAACAACCAGCGAGCUCUGCCCAAAUGUCAGCAGCAUCAGGCAGCCGUAAUGCCCCUAAGGCACCAGCCUCGAUUGGGGACAAAAUUUCCAGAGAGGAUAGUAUGAAGAAAGCUAGUCAUGUACAUCCAAAGCUACCUGAUUAUGAUGAUAUUGCUUCCAAACUUGCGUCGCUUCGAACGAAUCCCAAGUGAAAGAUAAUGUCUUUUUAGCUAUGUACAUACACGGCAUGGAGACAGGUUUCUUAAAGUAUGUCUCAUACCUAGGAUUCCACUACAAUAUAUUUGCUUGUUAUGUGCACAUAACGCAUUGAUUCAUUUGAUAUAAGAAUAAGGUUCAUUUAUUUGAUGUAAGAAUAAGAUAAGUGGUGCAUAUUUCUUUUGGUUCAACAAUUCUUGUUUGAUAUCUGUUGAAGACUGAAUUGAGAAUUUAAACAUGUAGUUGCUCAUUGUCGUGAA